Molecule: messenger RNA, 2062 nt
Organism: Maylandia zebra (zebra mbuna)
Lineage: Eukaryota; Metazoa; Chordata; Actinopteri; Cichliformes; Cichlidae
Source: RefSeq, a predicted model, not a curated record
AGCGUCUUCAGCACCAUCAUCAAUCAGGCUCCCUUCGCCAUCGAUGACCUGAUGAAGGAGGUGAGGGCGUCUGAGGACUCGGACUCGGGACAGGCGUCUGAAGGGGACGAGGAGGAGGAAGGAGAUGAAAAGACGAUGAAGAUGGAAGCAGGGAGGAAGCAGCUUAAUGGAAACAAAACCAACGAGGAAGCUGAUGAUGACGAUGAUGAGUUUGUUCACUUGGAGAACCUGGACUCGGACUCACUGCGUGAUGAAGACGUUGGGCCGGUGCUGCAGUUCGAUUACUCUGCACUGGCGGACAAACUGUUGGAGGCUUCCGGUCGGAGCGGCGUGCCAGCAGCCAACAGAGAGCGACUCUACAAGAUCAUAAAGACACUGCGGGACCUGAGUGAAGGCGUCUUUCCUCAGGACGAGUACCCGGAGGAGGUCUCCACGGACGAGGACGACGACAUGUUCGGCAGCAGGAAGAGGAUGAAAAAGAGAAGACGUCACCUGGAGGAGGAGGAGCCGGCAGCAAAGAAAGGGGAGGAAGAGGAGGACGCUGACGCCGCAGACAAAAAGAAGAAGAAGGGCGUGAAGGCCGGCACAGGAAGCUGUGAAGCAUCCAGGGAAGGACUGGCAGCGCCUCAGAGCGACACGGCAACACCUGCCAAGAAAAAGAAGAAGAAGAAGAAGAAGAGGAAAGCUGAGGGAACCACAGAACAGCCAGAACAGAAGCAAACGGCUCAAGAAGAAGAAGCAUGGACGCCGUCAGGAACCCUCCACUCUGAGGCAGCGCCGCCACCUGACCACCAGGACCAACCACAGAAGAAGAAACAGAAAAGCACAGAGACUCCUCCCACAACAGAGCCGCAGGUUUCGUCUGCACGCGCUCCCAUAUCAGAGAAGAAGGAGGGCGUAACGGCAGAUACAGGAAGCUGUGAGGCAUCAAGAGAAAACGUGAGCGCGCCGCCGCCUCAGAGCGACUUUACGACUCCUACUAAGAAGAAGAAGAAGAAGAUGGCUGCUGAAGCAGCGCUGCCUGUUGGCGUGAGGAGCUCCGAGUCGGAUGAGACACCUGCAGCAGGAAGUGACGCUGUAACACCAGCGAAGAAGAAGAGCGUCCCAGCUGAUGAAGAGCAGGCACCUGAGGCGCCACAGCUCCCCAAGAAGAAGACGAAGAAAAAAGGAAAAGAGGAAAUGACCACAGGCGUGACCGCUGCUGAGACACCACAGAAGAAGGAUCAGCAAGAAGCUCCAGAAGAGGAAGAGGUCCAAAAGGAGGCUAGGAAGACACCAGGGAAGAAGAAGAAGAGCGUGACACAGGAGGCCGCUGAGGCGCAGGUUGGGGGUAAGGCAGGUGACACGGUGGCGUCCUCGGACAGAGAAACUCCCGCAAGGAAGAAGAAGAGGAAGAUCCCCGUGGUGUUCGAGUUCGAGGCCGACGAGCUGCAGACCCUGAACGGCAUCACAGCAGAAGAAGAAGAGACCGCCACCAAGAAACCCCGACGCACCAGCGAUGACGUGGCCACGCCCCCGAGCAACAAAACACCACAGAAGAAGAAGAGGAAGAGCGCCGGAGGGUCACAGUCGGACUUCAUCACGUUUCAGAGCAACGCCAAAGCACCAACGCCGCUCUUCUGUAAGACUAAGGCAAGCCCGGGCACGCCGGCGUCCAGCAGGAAGAAGCUUCAGACGCCAAAGUCGGACUCCAAGAAGGUGACCUUUGGCCUCAAGAACAACAAGACAGCCGAGUUCAAGAAGACGGAUCGCAGCCUGCUGGUGAGUCCUGACGGCUCGUCACGAGUUCCCUUCGACCCGCAGCAGAAACCCAAAUUCGGCGUGUUGAAGGCUCCGCCCACACCGCUGAGCGCCAACGUGAAAAGGACACCAGCCGGCAAAAAGAAGGGCGGCGCCCCAAAGAGCACGCCCAAACGACGAGUGGUGGCCUCGGACUUUUUCUGAGCCUUCGGUGACGGACUGAUGAGGAAAUAAAUUUAUUUUGGAGUUUUAUGUUCUUUGCAUCUGUGUUUGUAUCUGAGUGACUCGAAUAAAGUUACUCGCUUCAGUUUUUCCACAUUUA